Molecule: messenger RNA, 1197 nt
Organism: Penicillium hordei
Lineage: Eukaryota; Fungi; Ascomycota; Eurotiomycetes; Eurotiales; Aspergillaceae
Product: F-box domain protein
Exons: 2
Coding region: 1-1197 (398 amino acids)
Source: RefSeq, a predicted model, not a curated record
AUGCCAAAGCUGGUCGAUUCCUCCGAAGUCAUGACUUCUCGGCGAUAUGUUCACCUCCCUACAGAGAUCUUAAUACACAUCGCCAAAUUCAUUUUUGAUGAUUGGCGUGAUACCGAUCCCCCUUUUUUCCAAGUCACACUUCAAAGGUUCUGUGCGGUCUCUCGUCAGUGGUACUCUGCUGGCAUCGAAUUUCUCUACUACCGACCUCAACUUGACGAAGGGAAUAGCUUCUCGCUUUUCACCAAUACCGUGUGCCCGCCAAUUCGCUCCCGAGAACGAAAAGUGGAUCUGGGAUCGCUCGUUCAGGUCCUGAACCUCGAGGCCUUGGUACAUCACAGCUCUAAUAGCCUGACGGCACGGCUUCUAGGUCGAGUGAAGAAGAACCUAAAGACUUUUGCUGCUCCGAGGAUCUCUUUUUCGAUCAACAGCCUUGCGCCCUUAUCAAAGUGCAAAGAGCUUUCCUAUCUUUGCCUUAGCUUAGUAGCUGAGCCAAUUCCGCUUUCUGCUAUCAAGAAAGCCAUCAGCAGCCUCGACAAACUGCAAUCCCUCAAGCUUUCAUCUUCAACGUUCAUCACGGACGACGGUUCCAGUGAAGGUUGGCCACCCAAUCUGACAAGUCUCCAAGUUGGCGGGCAAUUUGAUGUUGAGAAAAUGUCUUCUUUCAGGUGGCCCGCCAACUUGGUAUCGUUGUCGUUUUGUGGUUGCGAGGAUCUGGACACUUCUGCCUUGGAACAGAUCCUUAUCAACGACCAGCUCCGCACCACGCUUAUUCAAUUGACCAUUCACCGUUCUAACCGCGGGAUGUUUGACGUGGGACCAUCUGCGAUUUUAUCAGAACUCCUUUCUUUGAAGUCUCUUCGGAUACCCGCUGAACUGCUUUACGAUUUACUCCUCCUUCCUGCGUUUGAUCCAAUGGGUUCUCCAACGUCGAUUCGUGAGCUGGAGCUCACGGCACCAUAUGACGAGAAUUUUGCUACAAAUAUUGAUCCUGAUGAUAUUUGCAAGGCCCUAAAUAUGAAUCUUUCUCGAGUGUGCUAUCUUGGUAUCAGCCCUGCCUGUCUUGGGGUAAUACCUGAAGCAUCACAUGCCAAAAUUGACAAGUUUGUGUGGAAAAACAUUGAUAAGUGUCCUGAGGAGGAACUUGAUUCUUUGUUUGACUUGGGCCUCGUUGUCAUGGAUAAGGAGCCACUUUGCUAA